CGCGCAGUGUACAAUCCCGCGUACAGUAUUCGAGUUGCGGUCGUAGGUGUGUGUGCCGUUCUUCAUCGGUUUCCGAUGGCCAGAUUGUUCAAAAAAUCUUUAUUGACGCAGUGGAUUAUUUGCAGAUUUGUACACAUGUGAGCAGCUUUCGUGUCCAAGGACAAUGUCUCGUCUCUGGAUGGUGUAUGUUGAGUUGGUCCUUAUUUCUUGCCUUGGACAGAUUUACGCGCAAAAUGAAAACCCAGUGGUGUUCACAUUAGGAAUGUUCCAGAAUGUGAGUAUUCCUGUGAACGGAAGCGUGGAAGUGAACGUGUCCCGAAUCCCAGCUGAAGUGGCCUUCGUCAUAUUGCAGUUUCACACUCAGCACCGCAAUGCCACCAUCUCAUACACAAGAGUUCCAGCGUAUGGCUUUUCUGUCACCACAGUUGACUCUGGGCUACUGUUUCCUCUCGCGCCAAAUCAGCUGACUCUCUCAUUCUUCCUGCUGUCUCCUAGCGGUGACUCGGUUACCGGAAUAGGAGUUAUACUGCCCUACUCACGCACUGAUCCUGUCCCUGGGGCAUGCAAUCUGGAGUUCCCACUGGAGAACGAUCCAAACAUCUACGUGCUGUAUAACCUUUACGAGACUAUCAUUCGCUUCGCCCCCGCUAACAUCGGAUAUGCGAGAGGAGACUCUCCCCCAGCGUGUGAUGUGGAAACAGACCCGAACACUCGCUGGCGUUUACAGUAUGACGUGUACCAAUACUUCCUUCCUGAAAACGACCUAUCAGAGCAAAGUCUGAUUAGUGGCAUGGAGAUGGUUGCCACGGUUCCAGGCAUGGUGGAAAAUGGUAGAAAGCUGAUGACGCUAUCCUCUCAAGAUAAAACUCUGGUGUCCUUUAACUCCAUCCCGGGACAGGGAGUAAUCUACGGCAUCGUGGUGAGAGACCCGGUCUACAACAGCUCCGCUUCAUACGUACCCGUGCACACCUACGCCUGCAGCUUCACCUCUACUUUAGACGGAUGCACCAUGCUAGGGAGAACUUCCACCAAAGUUUUUUUCACCAUUACAGGACUGGCAGGACUUUUCGUCUGUUUCUUAGGGCAUCGUUUUUUUAAAUGUGAGCUCUUCUGUUUGGGCUUUGGCUUUGGAGCGUUCUGCUUCUUUGUGCUGAUCACGAGAACCACCAUGCUGGAUUAUGACAUCCGACUGGCUUUGACUGCUCUGAUAGGCGUUGUAGGGGGCGUGGGCCUGGCGAUGACGUGGUGGCGGUUCGGCUCGGUGAUGGCCUGUGUUGUCUUCUCUGGCCUCACUUUCAGCUUUCUCCUCUCAUCCAUUAUCUUUUUCACACCACUGGGUGACCUCUCUGUGUUUCAUAAUGAUGCUGUGUUCUGGGUGACGUUCGUCUGCAUGAUGCUGGUCCUGCCUCUGUUCUUCAUCAGAUGGCCAAGAGUGGGUAAUAUAUUGACCUGCGGGGUGGUGGGAGCGUACAUGGUAGUGCUGGCUGUGAACGCUUAUACCUACACCAGCCUGUCCUACAUCACACUGGACAUCCUCAAACGCUUACUCAACGAAGACUUCAGCAGAACUUUCAUAUCCGUCCCUCUGCAGCAGAUCGACUUCAUCCUGAUAAGUGUGUGGGUGAUUCUGGCGGUGUGGGGCAUCGCGCUACAACUGUACAGAGAGCGCUCUCGACCGUUCUUUCCGCCGAGCCCGUACGUUCUGUGGUGCCAGGAACGUGAGCGGCGCAAGACCAACGUAUUAGACCCGAGCCACCACAUGCCGUCUCUGCCCGCCCGCCUGCUCGCCCGAUUACGCCAGCUCACUCGCCACCAAGAGCCUGCUGGGGAGCGCACACCACUACUCCUCUGACCUCUGACCAGCGUAACGGUCAGACCCGCUGCCAUCAUCCACAGUGAGAGGUGACUUACUGAAGGAUACAGACUCAGGGCCCACUGUAUGUGACUCAUACACUGUUCAGCUAGUGACAACAGUAUGAUUUUGGUGAACGGCUCUUGAAUGUAGAUGAUAUCGAUCAUAGAUGCGGUGUUAAAUUAUUAAAUCCAAACUUAGAACCUGAUAAACGCAAAGUCCUAGACGAAGGUCUUCAGUCGUGUCGGCGAACUGAUAUGAGAGUUUUAAAAAUAUAAAUUAGAGCUGAAAUAUAAAGUAGAACUAUUUUUUUAAAAAGCUGUUUAUUUUCAUGAUUCCUCCAAAGACCUUCGUGUGAUGAUGAAAUUGAGCAAUUUUUAAACUUUGUUUACAUUACAAGUCCAAGUGUAAAAUUAUUAAAUAUUUUAAAGCUUUUUUCUACCAAGUCUGAGACUAAAAGCCAACUAUGAGAAGAUGACGGAGGGGACCAACUCUUUAUUUUACGUACUGUGCUCAGAGAUAUGAACACUGAGAGUCUGUCAGGAGAAGCCUGAACACUGAGAGUCUGUCAGGAGAAGCCUGAACACUGAGACUCUGUCAGGAGAAGCCUGAACACUGAGACUCUGUCAGGAGAAGCCUGAACACUGAGAGGCUGUCAGGAGAAGCCUGAACACUGAGAGGCUGUCAGGAGAAGCCUGAGCAAGCAAAAGGGUGUUAACCUAAAUUUCCUGAAAAAAAGCAGUUCACUGCAUACACAGCCAUCACAAUGGUGUAGUCUGAUUAACUGAAAGGUUUUAUCCCUAAGCCACAUGGGCUGUUGAGUUGUUUCCUAUUCUCACUAGACCUCCUGGAAAAGUGUCUUUAACCUUCAUCACAACUGAUAUCACACGUAACCUCUAGUUUCUGAUGCCAUGUUUUGUAUUUUAGGCUUUCUUUGGAACAGAAAGAUGUAGCAUUUUACUUGAAAGAUACCACGGUGUGUGUGUUGGGGCUUGUUUCUUCAUGCAUUAUAAACUCCAGAGAAAUUGUUAGGAGGGUCUUUUAUGGGAUCGGGAUUCAGGACCACUUUAUAACCACCUGCUGAAUAGUAAGCACUUGCUGGAAGAGAACACUGAUUGGUUGACACGUGUACAGGGUUUCUGUUUCCUCUGUUUACUCUCCUCAUCUGGGUGGUUUAUAGAUCCCCCAGACUCGGGUCCUGUGUGAGGAUUGGGGUCACAUAACAUCCCAUAUUGUCUCAGGGCUUUUGUGUAACAAUGCCGCUUAACGAGGUGUUCCAGCAUGAGCGUGGUGUUCAUGUCUGCAGUGUUUGAUGUAGUUUCUUACACAAGUUGCAAUAAUAUCUAAAAUUAUAUUUUAAAACUGCUUGCAUGUUAUGGCUCUUAUUUAUGUUUGACAUUAAAUUUAUUUUGUAAUUGCUGAAGAUAAUAA
Messenger RNA from Hemibagrus wyckioides, 3283 nucleotides. It is a transcript of the gene tm7sf3, whose product is annotated as transmembrane 7 superfamily member 3. The record is from RefSeq and is a predicted model, not a curated record. NCBI's taxonomy places the organism in Eukaryota, Metazoa, Chordata, Actinopteri, Siluriformes, Bagridae. The coding region runs from base 164 to 1852 and encodes 562 amino acids. The transcript is spliced from 12 exons.